This is a messenger RNA of Impatiens glandulifera, 10428 nucleotides long. Its product is annotated as BEACH domain-containing protein B. The record is from RefSeq and is a predicted model, not a curated record. Gene Ontology annotation, molecular function: protein binding. The coding region runs from base 298 to 10011 and encodes 3237 amino acids. Lineage: Eukaryota; Viridiplantae; Streptophyta; Magnoliopsida; Ericales; Balsaminaceae. The transcript is spliced from 41 exons.
AUCAAAGUUCUGUAAUCCUCCUUUUACGAAAUCGCACAUUGAAGUUCGUUUGUAAACUCCAAUCUGUAAAUCUCCUUUUUCUCUCUCCAUCUCGAUUUCGCAAUCAGAGAGUCGAAGUAGAAACGGAAUCACAAAGCUCCGUUCCGGAUCCUGCAUCUCAAAACCCUAGGAAGUUAACGACUGAUCAAGUUGUGUAGGAGAGCUGAGGGAGAAAAAGUGAUGACAUGGCAUGACUUGGUAUGUCAUUGCCUUUGGCUUUUGGAAACUUCAUUUCCUUGAUGCAUUUUGUUGGAAACAAUGAACAUUGUGAAGGGUGUCGCCGACCUCAUUAGGAGGACAUCCAGCAGUCACAAUGUAGAGCCCAUGCCUGGAUCAACAACACAGAGGUUCCCUCUUCCCUCUACAGAAAUUAGAUUCAGUGAUGUUGGUGACGAGGCUAUCUUAAGCACAUUGUGGGAGAAGUAUGAGAAUUCAGUUGAUAAGGUUGAGAAAAGAAAGUAUCUCAGUAUCUUUCUUAAGCAAUUUUUAGCUGUAUUUAAGAAUUGGGAGCCUGUUUCUAGCCAUCAAUUUCCGGAAGCUUCAGCAUCAGAAACUGAAACUGAAAAUGCUGAUCAGUUGGUUGUUGGCUGCUCUUUGGGUCAUCCUUCUGAAAUUAUUUUAGCCUUCACUGAAGAAUUGAUGAGUAUAACUGUUUUGGUAAACGAAAUGGACAUUAACACCACACUACGAGCAAAGGACCAACCAAGGACUUCAAUGAGUUUACUCAUAAUAUCUGAUGGGUUGCUAGUUCUUGAUGCAAUGAAUAUCAUGGCACGAUCAAUGCACAACUUACGGGUUCUUGGUUACUAUAGUGGAAUUCAAAGGCUUACAGCAUUGAUGAAAGCUGCUGUUGUUCAACUCAAAACUAUCACUGGAUCUCUUUCUGCUGAUGAAAAUGCAUGGAAAUCAGUUUUAGAAAAUAUCAAUUUCUUGGAAAGUGUGCUUGUAAAUGUGGUCUCCAUAUUAUGUAGCUUCCUGAUUGUGCACCAAAAUGAUGAUAAACGAGAGUUACACAGCCACAGUUCAGGGUUAACUGGUCCAGGGAACACUGCGACCUCUUUUGGAUCUUCCAAGGGAGCUUUUCCUGAAAAUAGGCAAAAUUGGCAUAGGAAGGCAGUCAUGACGCUGAUGGAAGCUGGAGGCCUAAAUUGGUUAGUAGAGCUGCUGCGUGUUAUGAGACGACUAAGUAUAAGAGAUGAAUGUGGUAAUAUAUCACUUCAACAUUUGACCUUAAAAUCUCUUCGAUCAGCCCUAGCUGAUAACACACGUGGUCAAAGUCAUUUUAGAAGUAUUGGAGGACUUGAAGUUCUGUUAGACGGACUGGGACUUCCGUCAAACAUUGUUUUCAGAGAUGAAAAUUUUGUUGGAGAUGUUCUCAAUCUUCAUGUUCUUUCAUUGGAGGUUCUAAGGGAGGCUAUCUUUGGUAACUUGAACAACUUGCAAUUUCUGUGUGAGAAUGGAAGGAUACAUAAAUUUGCAAAUAGUUUUUGUUCGCCUGCAUUCAUGCUUCAAGAGAACUGGAAGAAAUCUGAUUAUAUGUCUAGGCAUGCAGAUUUAAUUAAAGAUGGGAAUAAUUUGUUCACUGAAGGUAAAGUGCCUUUAUCUGAGUUCUCUGCAAGCUUUUGUUCCCAGCAGUGGGCAGAGUUUGUUGUCAAGUCAAGCAGAGCUCUAGCUUCUUUCCUUCUGGCACCAGAAGAUAUUCAAUCCCAUGAUGUUUUACUGUCAUCUGGUAGAAAUUCAGCUGCAGUUUCACCUGUAUGCAUGGAACUUUCAUUGAAAUGGUUUGUGAGGGUUUUGUUUAUGGUGUUUCCAUGCAUUAAGGCAUGUUCAAGUAUGAAUGAACUUCCCCGUCAGCUGAGAUCCUUUGUCUAUACUAUUCAGCACUAUGUUCUUUUUGCAUUCAGAAAGCUUCUUGUCUCAACACCUACCUUAAUAGAGCUACUCAGGGCUGAAUCAAUAUGGGACCUUGUAUUUUCUGAUAACUUUUUCUAUUUUGGAUCAGCUUCAGGAGAAUGUCUUGAAUAUGAUAGAUACAGUGAUGUUCCUAUAUAUGGAUUGGACGUAUCUAGUGGUGACCUGACAAACCAAAAAGCUGCUGGUUUUGAAUUUGAUAUUCUUCAAAUCGAAGUGGUAUCAUUUGUGGAAUUUGUAGCCACUUUAAAUGGGAGUUCACAUAAUAUGCCUGAGUGUUAUGUUCUAUUAAAUGCCCUUGAGCAUUCUGCUUGCCGUCCUGAAAUGACUGCCGUCCUUGCAAAAAGUCUGCUUCGUAUUUUGCAGCUUUCAACUGAGAAAUCUAUCUCUUCCUUUAAGUCACUUGAUGCAAUUUCUCGUGUACUUAAAAUUGCAUGUCGUUUCGCUCAAGAAUCUGGUAGCCCUGUCAUUUCAAGUCCUUUUGUAGAGAAUAUCAUGGAAGGUGAUAAAUCAUUUGAUUUUGAUGGACCACAGCCUUCUGGUACAUCUCAAAAUCGGCACAAGGGCCUCGAAGCUUGUAUGGAGCUUUUUGCAGAAUACUUCUCAGUUACUGAUGAUGCAAAAAGCUUGGUUUUGCGUAGUUCGGCUUCUGUUGACUGUUUGUUUGAUUUAUUCUGGGAAGAAAGUUUGAGAAAGCGGGUGCUUGUUUAUAUUCUCGACCUUAUGAAGAUCUCUCCAAUUUCUGUGGAGGAACAGAAGGCGAAAUUGUACUUAUGCUCGAAGUAUUUGGAGAUGUUUACUCAUGUUAAAGAGCAUGAAAGAAACUUUGUUGAGUUGUCAAUUGAUCUAUUAGUUGGGAUGCGAGAUAUGCUUGUCAUAGACCAAGUGCACUACCAAGCCUUGUUCCGUGAUGGGCAGUGCUUCUUGCAUGUUGUAUCAUUGUUAAAUGGGAGCCUUGAUGAGGCAAAUGGACAGAUGUUACUUUGGAAUGUUCUUCAAACUCUCACAUGCCUGCUCCAAGGCAAUGAUGAUUCCAAGACUGCAUUUAGAGCUCUUGUUGGAAGGGGAUAUCAUACUUUACAGAGCUUAUUGUUGGACUUUUGUCAUAAUAAACCUAGUGAAGAACUUCUGAAUGUUCUGCUUGACAUGCUUGUUGAUGGGAAAUUCGACAUUAAAUCAACACCUAUAAUAAAGAAUGAGGAUGUUAUUUUGCUCUAUCUUAGUGUGCUCCAAAAGAGCAGUGAUUCUUUGCGGGAUAGUGGACUCAACUUUUUUCUUCAGCUGCUAAGAGAAUCCAUAUCCAAUCGAGCAUCAUGUGUCAGAGCUGGGAUGCUUAAUUUUCUACUUGAUUGGUUUUCUCAAGAAGAGAAUGAUACUGUGAUUCUCGAAAUUGCUCAACUAAUUCAGGUUUCAGGUGGCUAUAGCAUAUCAGGGAAGGACAUCCGUAAAAUAUUUGCUUUACUUCGCAGUGAUAAAGUUCUUGGACGUACACAAUUCUGCUCAUUACUGUUAACGAGUAUGCUGUCCAUGCUGAAUGAGAAAGGACCAAGUGCUUUUUUCGAUCUCAACGGCAAUAACUCUGGGAUUGUAAUUAAAACGCCGAUGCAAUGGCCUGUGAACAAGGGAUUUUCUUUUUCUUGUUGGCUAAGGAUAGAAAACUAUCCUAGAACAGGAUCAAUGGGACUGUUUAGUUUUCUAACUGAUAAUGGAAGAGGUUCCUUGGCCGUUAUUGAAAAGGACAAACUUAUUUAUGAGUCUAUUAAUCAGAAACAUCAAUGUCUUUCAUUGCCUGUUAACCUUGUGAGAAAGAAGUGGCAUUUUCUUUGUAUUACUCAUAGCAUCGGUAGAGCAUUUUCCGGGGGUAGCCAACUGAGAUGUUAUGUUGAUGGGGCUCUUGUAUCAUCUGAGAAAUGCAGAUAUGCCAAAGUCCCUGAAUCAUUGAUAAAUUGUACGAUAGGGUCAAAAAUUGAUCUUAUUGCAUAUGAAGAAGAUAAUUCCAUGCACACAAUUAAAAAUGCAUCUCCAUUUUAUGGUCAGAUUGGUCCAGUUUAUAUGUUUAAUGAUGCUAUCACUUCUGAACAAGUCCAGGGUAUCUUCUCCUUGGGACCAAGCUAUAUGUAUAGUUUUCUUGAUAGUGAAGGUGCAGUUUGUUCCGACAAUCCUUUACCUGGGGGAAUCCUUGAUGCCAAAGAUGGCCUUGCUUCCAAAAUAAUUUUUGGCCUUAAUGCUCAGGCGAGUAACAGCCGGACUUUAUUUAAUGUUGCACCACUGGUGGAUAAUACAAUGGACAAGAAUCUGUUCGAAGCAACUGUCCUGGCAGGAACGCAGUUAUGUUCACGGCGCUUGCUGCAAGAAAUAAUCUACUGUGUUGGAGGCAUAACUGUGUUUUUUCCUCUUCUCACUCAGUCUGAUCUAUAUGAUGAUAAUGAAGAGGCUGGGUAUUCUCAAAGCCAUCUAUUGACAUCUAUCACAAAAAAACAUUUAAUUGGGGAAGUCAUUGAACUUAUAGCUUCUGUCCUUGAUGAAAAUUUAUCCAACCAGCAACAGAUGCUCCUCCUUUCUGGCUUCUCAGUUCUGGGGUUUUUAAUGCAAUCAGUUCCUCCUCAGCAUUUGAAUUUGGAUACACUUUCAGCACUGAAACAUUUGUUUAAUGUUGUGGCAAACUGUGGUUUAUCAGAUCUGCUUGUUGCAGAAGCUAUAUCAAAUAUAUUUCUGAAGCCUCAAAUAUGGGUAUACGCAACAUACAAGGUUCAAAGGGAGUUAUAUAUGUUUCUUGUUCAGCAAUUUGAUAAUGAUCCAAGGCUUCUAACAAGUCUUUGCCGUCUACCUCAUGUCCUUGACGUAAUAAGAAGAUUCUAUUGGGAUAAUGCAAAAAAUCAAAACGCUAGUGAAAGCCAGCCUCCAUUGUAUCCCAUAACAGUACAAAUACUUGCAGCAAAACCUAAGCUGGAGGAAGUGUCUAAAAUUCGACUUAUGCUGUUAAGCCUUGGUGAAAUGAGUCUUAGGCAGAAUAUAUCUGUUGCAGAUAUAAAAGCUCUUAUUGCUUUCUUUGAGACAUGCCAAGAUAUGGCUUGUAUUGAAGAUGUUCUUCAUAUGGUUAUACGUGCUGUUUCACAGAAGCCAUUGCUUGCUUCAUUUUUGGAUCAGGUUAACUAUAUUGGUGGCUGCCACUUAUUUGUUAAUCUUCUUGAAAGGGAUUCGGAGUCUAUCCGAUUGCUAAGCUUGCAGUUCCUGGGCCGCCUUUUGGUUGGCCUUCCAUCUGAGAAGAAGGGAUCAAAGUUUUUCAAUCUUACUGUUGGGAGAUCAAAAUUUUUUUCUGAAGGGCAUAGAAAAUUCAGUUCAAGGAUGCAACCAAUUUUCUCUUCUAUAUCUGUUAGGCUGUUCAGAUUUCCGCAGACAGAUGUAGUCUGCGCAACUUUAUUUGAUGUACUUCUUGGUGGUGCUAGCCCAAAACAGGUUCUUCAGAAACAUGGCCAGCUGGACAGACAGAAAAGCAAUCAUUCUCAAUUUUUCCUUCCUCAGAUCUUAGUUCUUAUUUUCGAAUUCUUAUCAGGCUGCGAAGAUAAUUUAGCAAGAAUUAAAAUAAUUGGAGACCUGCUUGAACUUCUUGAGUCAAAUCCAUCAAACAUUGAAGCUCUAAUGGAAAAUGGUUGGAAUGCCUGGUUAAUAGCAUGCACAAGAAUUCAUGCAUUUAAAAGUUACAAUCUGGAUGCACAUGUUAUCAGUGAUAGUCAGAAAAGUGAGCUAAGUAUUUUGAGGAGUUUUUUCUGUGUUGUUCAUUCUCAUUACAUUCACUCUGUGAAAGGUGGUUGGCAACAGUUAGAAGAGUCUGUAAAUUUCCUUCUAAUGCAAUGUAAACUGGAUGGUACAUCAUAUGGGUUCCUGGUUCGUGACAUUUAUGAAGAUCUAGUUCAGAGGCUCAUCAAUUUAUCUUCUGGGGAUAAUAUUUUUAUGUCACAACCAUGUCGAGACAACACACUCUAUCUUCUCAAGCUUGUCGAUGAAAUGCUCCUCUCUGAAACUGAUCACGAUCUUCUGUUUACUGCAAGUAGCUCAAAUCUACCUCAAGAUAUUCUACUGUCAGAAAGUCAGAAAGAUUUGAACUCUGAUUUGUUUGAGGCCCUGAAAUUAGAGUCUGAAGAUUUAUCAAGAAACCCGUGGUUAUCUAAAGAGCCUACUGGAGUUAGAAUUGAUAUAGGGAAUGAUGGAUGGUGGAUUUUAUAUGAUAAUCUAUGGAUUAUUAUUGGUAUGAUGCAUGGGAAAGUACCAGGUAAGCCAUUGCCCAAACCAUCAUCCUCAAUGGGGCCAUCUUUCAGUCAAAGGGCACGUGGGUUGGUGGAAUCAUUAAAUAUCCCUGCUGCAGAAAUGGCUGCCGUGGUCGUUUCAGGAGGUAUAAGCAAUGCGUUGGGUGGAAAAUCAAAUAGAAGCAUUGACAAGGCGAUGAUGUUAAGAGCUGAGAAGUGCCCUAGAAUUGUUUUUAGACUUUUGAUUCUAUAUCUUUGUAGAGCUUCUCUUCAAAGAGCUUCUCAAUAUGUCCAACAGAUCAUUCCUCUUUUGCCGUAUUUUCUGGCUGCUGAUGAUGAGCAAAGCAAGAGCCGAUUGCAGCUUUUCAUUUGGCGUUUGCUAUCUGUGAAAUUGCAGUAUGGAAGUCAGGAUGAUGGUGCUCGUUUCCAUGUCAUAGCGCACUUGAUUAGAGAAACAAUCAACUAUGGAAAAUCAAUGCUUGCUUCGAGUAUUACAGGCAAAGAUGACUCAACAGAUUCAGUUGGUCAUUCAAAAGAAACAGUCACCAUUCAAAACCUGAUUCAGAAGGAUCGUGUGCUUUCUGCGGUUGCUGAUGAACUGAAAUAUAAGGAUACGUUAAGAACUGAUCGUUCUAGACAGUUGCAUGAGCUCCAAACCAGGAUGGAUGAAAAUGCAUCUUCUGAAGCUAAUCAAACAAAGGCUUUUGAACUUGAGAUACAGAACAGCUUAAGCACAAUUCUUUCUUGGGAUGAUAACAGAAGGGCUUCUUACCAGACUUCUCUUGACGAGAACCAACAAGUUAUUGCUGGAAAAUGGAUACAUAUGGUGCGCAGUUUGAUUGAUGAGAGAGGUCCAUGGUCUGCUAAUCCCUUCCCAAACAGUACUGUUACACAUUGGAAGCUUGACAAAACUGAAGAUUCUUGGAGGCGUAGGCCCAAGUUAAGAAGAAAUUAUCACUUUAAUGAAAAGCUUUGUCAACCUCUAUCAACUCUGGCGAUAAAUGAGUCUAAUCCUCCCAUUAACGAAUCAAAGUUUUUACUUAGGGGCCCUAUUCCUGAGAAAAUCAAAUGGUUACUGCAGAAACGAAUCCAUAGGAUAACAGAUGAGAGCUUCUCAGGUUUGCUGGAGAAUCAUGCUGAAUCAAGCGGACAGCAAGUCUCUGAUGAUCUUUUGGAUAAGCCAGUGCCUGAGGUCUUAAAAGACAGCGAUGAUAAAAAAGAUACAUCUCAAGGAAAAAAUGAUUUGUCUUCUUUGGUAGAAACAGAAAGUAGCGAGGUUCUCUUAUGUGCCCCUUGUGUACUAGUUGCCACCAAAAGGAAAUUAGCUGGACGCUUGAUUGUCAUGAGGAACGCAAUGCAUUUUUCUGCUGACUUCAUAGCUGAAGGUACAGGAGGAUCAACUGUGUUUAAAACAUUACAGACAUCAAGCAAGCCUGACCAAAUUGGAGGAUCCCAGAACAGAAAGUUUCCUGUGUGGCCCAGUAAUCUGGAUUUGGGCCCGGAUAAGGGAAAUUUAGUGGAGAAAACUGAUGUAAUCCGUGGAGAGAUUCUUAAGAAUUUCAAAAUUAUCAAACGUCAUCGAAGAUGGAAUAUCUCUAAGGUUAAAGCUGUACACUGGACUCGCUAUCUUCUCAGAUACACUGCCAUUGAGAUUUUCUUCAACGAUUCAAUCCCUCCAGUAUUUUUGAAUUUUGCAUCACAAAAGGAUGCAAAAGAUAUUGGAACCUUGAUAGUGUCUACAAGGAAUGAAAUGUUGCUUCCCAAAGGAAGCAAGGACAAGACUGCAGCAAUUUCUUUUGUUGAUAGACGCAUGGCACAAGAGAUGGCAGAGACUGCAAGAGAGACAUGGAGGAGACGGGAAAUGACAAAUUUUGAAUAUUUGAUGAUCCUUAAUACACUUGCUGGAAGAUCUUAUAAUGAUUUAACACAAUAUCCCGUAUUUCCCUGGGUACUGGCUGAUUAUUCCUCAGAGAUCCUUGAUUUCAACAAAGCAUCAACUUUCCGAGACCUUUCCAAGCCUGUCGGAGCACUGGAUGGGAAGCGGUUGGAGGUUUUUGAAGAUAGAUACCGGAACUUCUGUGAUCCUGAUAUUCCCAACUUUUACUAUGGCUCUCACUACUCAAGCAUGGGAAUUGUGCUCUUUUACCUACUCAGGCUAGAGCCAUUCACAUCCCUGCAUCGCUCUCUGCAGGGUGGCAAGUUUGACCAUGCAGAUCGCCUUUUCCAUGGAAUUGAGGCAACCUAUAGGAAUUGCCUUUCUAACACAAGUGAUGUGAAGGAAUUGAUUCCUGAAUUCUUUUACAUGCCAGAGUUUCUUGUCAAUUCAAACUCUUAUCAUUUUGGAGUAAAGCAAGAUGGUGAACCUCUGGGUGAUGUUUUCCUUCCUCCUUGGGCCAAGGGGUCUCCUGAAGAAUUCAUUAACAGAAAUCGUGAAGCUCUUGAAAGUGAAUAUGUUAGUUCAAAUCUCCAUAACUGGAUUGAUUUAGUGUUUGGUUAUAAGCAGCGUGGAAAGCCUGCUGUUGAGGCAGCAAAUAUAUUUUAUUAUGUAACAUAUGAAGGUGCCGUUGAUUUAGAGGCAAUGGAGGAUGAAUUGCAGAGGUCAGCCUUGGAAGAUCAAAUAGCUAACUUCGGUCAGACUCCAAUUCAGAUAUUCCGUAAAAAACACCCUAGAAGAGGGCCUCCAAUCCCAAUUGCGCAUCCCCUUCAUUUUGCUCCUAGUUCCAUUAACCUAACUUCCAUUGUUUCUAGUACAACUAAUUCUCAUUCAGCAAUUGUCUAUACUAACAUUCUUGAUUAUAAUGUUAUUCUCGUCAACGAUGAAUUGGUUAUGUCCGUCAAAAUGUGGUUAACAACACAACUGCAAUCUGGUGGCAAUUUUACCUUCUCCAGCUCUCAGGAUCCUUUUUUUGGGAUCGGCUAUGAUGUUCUUUCUCCCCGUAAAAUUGGGAGUGCAUUGGCUGAACCUAUUGAGCUUGGAGCUCAAUGUUUUGCAACACUGGCAACACCAUCAGAAAACUUUCUGGUAUCCUGUGGCAACUGGGAGAAUAGCUUUCAGAUUACAUCCCUUUCUGAUGGAAGAAUUGUACAGAGCAUCAGACAGCAUAAAGAUGUUGUCAAUUGUGUUGCAGUGUCAUCCGAUGGAACUGUCCUAGCUACGGGAAGUUACGACACUACAGUCAUGGUUUGGGAAGUUUUACGUGCUAAAGCCACUGACAAGAAAGUUCGUGCCACAUUACCAGAUGGUCCUCGCAAAGACAUUGUUGUUGCUGAAACUCCAUUCCAUAUCUUGUGUGGACACGAUGAUAUAAUUACAUGCUUGUACGUUAGUGUUGAGCUUGACAUAAUCAUUAGUGGUUCAAAAGAUGGAACCUGUGUUUUCCAUACCCUGAGGGGCGGAAUAUACAUAAGAUCUCUCCAGCAUCCUUCUGGUUGUGCAUUGUCAAAGCUUAUUGUGUCUCGUCAUGGACGGAUUGUUCUUUUUGGGGAAGAUGACUUAACCCUGCACUUAUAUUCCAUAAAUGGGAAACAUAUUGCCUCCUCCGAAUCCAAUGGUCGCCUCACCUGUGUUGAGCUGAGCAGUUGCGGCGAGUUCUUGGUUUGUGCUGGAGAUCUAGGACAGAUAAUCGUGCGAUCUAUGAAGUUCCUAGAUGUUGUGAGCAAGUACAACGGAGUUGGGAAAAUGAUAACUUCACUGGCUGUAACUCCUGAAGAGUGUUUCUUGGCUGGGACCAGAGAUGGAAAUCUUCUUGUGUACUCUAUAGAGAAUCCUCAGCUUCAUAAGACCAGUCUUCCUCGGAAUUCAAAAUCUAAAACCUAAGGAAUUUGAGAGAAAAAAAGCUGUCUUGGUAUCCAUCCAUUUACUUGAGUUCCUUCCUUGGCUCAGUGUGAUUUCUGCUUGAGGCAGGCAGGCAUGGAAGAAGAUUCCCACAGUUAAAAGUUGUAGCAACAGAGGAGAAACAAGUUUAUAUUGAGUUGGUAUAACUUGUUAAUUAAUCCCGGUGAGAUCUUGCUUGCUUAAGGUAUAUUAUUGAGAAUUCGCGAGUUUUCCUUCUUGUUGGUUCCUGGUAUAAAUUGAGUUAUGAAACACAGCGGAUGAAAGCAAGCAAACAUAACAGAUUUUACAGUGUAUUAUUGUUGUAGUAAUAAUCAAAUAAUAGCUGAUUUGUGAAAUGAUAUUAAAGAAAAAACACUGUACAGUUGGGACUUACCUUACAUGUGAAAGUGAUCUUCUUCA